AUGCUUGAUACUUCAACACACAGACACACAGCACUAUGGCAUCACAUUGCAACCCCCGAUAUUUUCUAAACCCAAGGCUUUCCUUUCAGCUGCUGGCUCUGGUUGGGACUUUGACGUGGCACAUUCUUGUCACAGCAGAAUGUGCUGCUCUGAAUCAGCUCAGAGGGGAGGUUGGUGGAAAUGUGACCUUUCACUGCUCCGUUGCCAACCAAGAAUUAAAAUUUUUGUACCUUCAGAAGGGCGAGAUAUUUGUGAAUGGCUACUAUGAAUCAAAAGAUACAUCACAGCUGGCAUGGAAGAACACCAUAAUGGAUCACGACAAGACAACUAUGCACAUGUACAAUUUGAACGUCUCACAUCGUGGUGAAUACCAGUGCCUUUUCCAGUACAGUGGCAGUAGUGCAACUCAAAAACAAGUCAUACAUCUCAGUGUCACAGCCAACUACAGUAAACCUGCUCUCACAGUGCGCUACAGUGAUGAAAACCAUCACAGUUGCCUAGUGACAUGUGCUUCACAUUGUGGGUACCCAGGCAACAAGGUGACUUGGAACGUACCAGAGAGUCAGAUGUGGAACGUUUUGAACAGCAGUGAAAUGAGCGAUCCAAAAACCAUGAUGGUCAACAGCUCAAGCACUGCAUACUUCAACUGCUCCAAUGGAGCGACAUCAAUCAGCUGCUCUGUGGGCAACGUCAGCUCAGACAAGUUCUCAGUCUGUGCAUCCAUUGAGCCCCCACCUGUUCCUCCCAGUCCUGUGAUUGAAGCCAUCUGUGCAGUGGUGGGUAUCACUAUUAUCAGUAUUGUGUCGGUAUUGCUGCUGUGGUGGAGAUGCAAGAAGGGACAGAGAGGAGCGGCAGCAGUACAUUUUAGGCGAGUAAAUGGAUGUGAGGAGGAGGCAACAGUCCACAAUGAAAGCAAUGAAGGGAAAGAGGCCUCUUGAGUUCCGAAUUGGUGAAGAUGACUGAACGACUUCUUCUUCUUGGUUCUAGAAUCUAGAACUAAAACUAUAUGUCAUUCAAGUGUACGUUACAUUUGUGACUGACUAGCUGUAUACAAGCCAGGAACCGCCAGAGUGGUCAGUGACUCAUUGACACUAGUCUGUGAAUCAGAAUCACUGGGGAAUGCUGUCGACAUUUCACUGACAAUGACUUUUAAGUGUUUGAGGAAGUAUUCCUUAUGAGUAUCACUUUACGGGUGAUAUGCAGUGCGACAUUCAACUGAGAGUAGCUUACUUCUAAAAAAACAAUAAUAAUAAAAUAGAUAAAGACUUUUCCAAUGGUUGUGGUGAGAUUGUUAUUGUAUACUGGAAAACAGUUUCUGUGUGGAGAAAAACUUCCCAGCACUAUGAGCAGUAAAAACAAAAACUGUGUUUAAAGUUUGGAAAAAUAUAUAUUUUGUUGUUACACUGACCUCUACGGGCAGAAGUGGGAUCUGUUAAACAUGCUGUAAGUUUCACUUUUGGACUGUUCCAUCUUUAAAUACAGUAUGAUAGUGUUGUUGUUGUUGUUGUUGUUGUUGUUGUUGCACUUUAAAAUUCCCCUUGUGCCUUUUCUUAAGUAUAGCACAGUCUACAACAUUAUCUUGUGUUAGUGUUUAGCUUUGUGGAAUUGUUUUAUUUUUUUAUUUAAUGCACAUAAUAGAACAGUCAAUGUUAGUCAUGUCAUGGCAGUAUCCAAUUAAUUUUGUUUUGAAAGUGUUUGAAAUGUACUGUGGUUCCCUAAUUUUGUCUAGGGUUUUAUUCUCCAAUUAGUUUUGUCUAUCAGAAAUGAUCAUUGGCAAGGAAAAUAUGUGUGAAUGCAGAAGAGCUGUUUUUCUGCAAUAGAUUCCAGUAUUUUAGGAGGUGAGGUGCAAUAUUAAAUACAAAGGGAAAGGUUUUUUUUUCUUUGUUAAUUAAAUUACCGUUCCCCUUAAAACUAAUAUUUUGGUCUUCUUAGCAAUUCUGACAUUUUUUCUCAGGUGACUAUUCUCAUGUAAAAUAUUGUUAUUUUGCUAUUUAUUUAAUUUUAUGUUUUUCUUUCUUAAUAUAAAAUUGUGUGUUGUUUACCCUGUUUACACUUGUUGGGUAAUUUAGGCUGUUAUUCUUCCUUCCUAUGAAUGAAUGAAUUACCAAACAUUUCAAAGGGCUGCUUCCGUUUCCUACAUCUGUAAGAAACACUCUUGUCAGACGGCUGUUUGCUUACUUUUUCAUGUUUAUGUGGCAUUUUACAUAACUUCACAAUCCUGUCCUAUAUCUUAUUUUCAUUCUUUGGUACUAAAAUGUACGAUAGAUUAAACUUGUAAUUAUACUUGUAUUGUGUUG
Sander lucioperca (pikeperch) is the source of this 2297-nucleotide messenger RNA. RefSeq lists its product as uncharacterized. Lineage: Eukaryota; Metazoa; Chordata; Actinopteri; Perciformes; Percidae. The coding region runs from base 36 to 938 and encodes 300 amino acids. The record is from RefSeq and is a predicted model, not a curated record. The transcript has 8 exons. Gene Ontology annotation, cellular component: external side of plasma membrane. Gene Ontology annotation, biological process: positive regulation of T cell proliferation; cellular response to lipopolysaccharide; negative regulation of T cell proliferation.